This is a messenger RNA of Balaenoptera acutorostrata (minke whale), 1450 nucleotides long. It is a transcript of the gene PANX3, whose product is annotated as pannexin 3. Gene Ontology annotation, molecular function: channel activity. Gene Ontology annotation, biological process: positive regulation of interleukin-1 production; monoatomic cation transport. The transcript has 4 exons. The record is from RefSeq and is a predicted model, not a curated record. NCBI's taxonomy places the organism in Eukaryota, Metazoa, Chordata, Mammalia, Artiodactyla, Balaenopteridae. Bases 5 to 1183 code for a protein of 392 amino acids.
CAUCAUGUCGCUUGCACAUACAGCUGCAGAGUACAUGCUCUCGGAUGCCCUGCUGCCCGACCGCAGGGGCCCCCGCCUCAAAGGACUGCGCCUGGAACUGCCCCUGGACCGCAUGGUCAAGUUCGUAGCCGUGGGCUUCCCCUUGUUGCUGAUGUCGCUGGCAUUUGCCCAGGAGUUCUCCUCUGGGUCUCCCAUCAGCUGCUUCUGUCCCAGUAACUUCAGCAUCCGGCAGGCUGCCUACGUGGACAGUUCCUGCUGGGACGCACUGGUUCACCAUGAACAGGAUGAGUCUGGCCAGUACAGGACGAAAUCCCUCUGGCCUCACAAGGCCCUCCCCUACUCCCUGCUGGCCCUGGCCGUGGCCAUGUACCUGCCGGUUCUGCUGUGGCAGUACGCAGCCGUGCCGGCCCUCAGCUCAGAUCUGCGGUUCAUCAUCAGCGAGCUGGACAAAUCCUACAACCGCGCCAUCCGCCUGGUACAGCACAUGCUGAAGAUCCGGCAGGAGGGCUCGGACCCGCAUGCGUUCUGGGAUGAGUUGGAGAAGGCUCGGAAAGAACGAUACUUUGAAUUCCCCUUGCUAGAGCGGUACCUGGCCUGUAAGCAGCGCUCACACUCACUAGUGGCCGCCUACCUCCUGAGGAACUCCCUCUUGCUCUUCUUCACCUCGGCCACCUACCUAUACCUUGGCCACUUCCACCUGGAUGUCUUCUUCCAAGAGGAAUUCAGCUGUUCCAUCAAGACAGGGCUGCUACGUGGUGAGACCCACAUCCCCGAUCUGAUCACGUGCAGGCUGACCUCUUUGUCUGUCUUCCAGAUUGUUAGUCUCUCCAGUGUAGCAAUAUACACCCUGUUGGUUCCAGUGAUAAUAUACAACCUCACGCGGCUGUGUCGGUGGGACAAACGGCUCCUAUCCAUCUAUGAGAUGCUCCCGGCUUUUGACCUCCUCAGCAGAAAGAUGCUGGGAUGUCCCAUCAAUGAUCUCAAUGUGAUCCUUCUUUUCCUCCGAGCCAACGUCUCUGAGCUCAUCUCUUUUAGCUGGUUGAAUGUCCUGUGUGCGCUGAAGGACACAACCACCCAGAAGCACAACAUUGACACAGUGGUGGAUUUCAUGACUUUAUUGGCUGGCUUAGAACCCUCAAAACCUAAACAUCUCAACCACGGGAUGUGUGAUGAAAAUCCAUAGUUAAAGCAUGAAGCAAGAAGUUUUAUGGAAAGUAAAAAGCUCUCCCCUUCUUCACAAGUCUCACGCACUAAUAUACAAAAACACCCACUUUAGGAUUGCAUUUAGCUGAAUCGAACAUCCUGUAUUAUGUUAUCCCAAAGGUGAGAAGAUAUAAUCAAUACAUGGAAACAAAUCUGAAAGUUGGAGCUGAUGAGUCCAAAAGCUAAAAAAAAUUAGAUCUAGAGCUUAAUAUGAAGACAGAAGAAAAACUAAGACUAAAAUUAAAAU